AUGCCGCAAUCCUUCCUCCUCCUCCCCUCCUUUUUACCCCCAGCUUCCCUCGUUCGCGUCGCCUCGCGGCGGCCGCCGCCGCCGCCGCCAUCCCUCACCGCCCUCAGACUCCACCGCAUCUACGCCAAGCUUUCCCCGCCACUCCUCGCGGCAUCCCACAGUCGUCCAGGCGGCUUCCACGGUUAUGGUGACUCCGGUGGCAGUGAUGGAGGAAGUGGAGGCGAUGGCGGGAGAGGAAUGGAUUCUCCUGACCCCGGCGAUGGUGGCUCCAGGCCCUCCACCCGGAGUUCCUCCUCCUGUUCCUGCUCCUCAUGUCUGGCGCCGCGUCCACAAUCACUGAGACCCUCGGCAACUCCGGAGGUGACGUGUGUGUGGGGGGCGUGUGGGAGGUGA
This is a messenger RNA of Miscanthus lutarioriparius, 393 nucleotides long. NCBI's taxonomy places the organism in Eukaryota, Viridiplantae, Streptophyta, Magnoliopsida, Poales, Poaceae. The record is from the annotation of a GenBank genome assembly.